AUGAGAUCUUUGUUGCUGUUGAUGUUUACGGCUGUAACGGUGGCAUCAGUGGCGGCAGAAGGAGUGAGCAGAGUAAAGCGGAGUUACUACGGCUACGACUACGGAUACGGCGUUGAUGGAGAUUUCUGGUACGCAGGCCGUAUACUCGGUAUCAUAUUGGGUGUGUCACUACUGCUAUUGUGUUGCUGCCUUCCAUGCGUAUGCAUCGCCGGCAUCUGGUUCCUCGGAUGGUUUGGAAUUCGUCAGCGUCGUCGUCAACGAGCAGCAACCAGCAUGCGCCACAGCAAUCAAGCGUCUCCACCUCUUAACGGAAAUGUGGUUUCUCAUCCUAUCCACGUCCAAGAAUCGCCUCUCCCAUCUCGUAGCCGCGACUACUCAGGCGGCGGGAAUGUCAUCUAUACUGCUGAAGACCGUUAUUAUUCAUCUUCUGCCACACCAGGGGAUCGUCGUCCUGACUCCUACAGAGCUUCCAAGUUCUAG
Messenger RNA from Necator americanus (New World hookworm), 480 nucleotides. RefSeq lists its product as uncharacterized. The record is from RefSeq and is a predicted model, not a curated record. NCBI's taxonomy places the organism in Eukaryota, Metazoa, Nematoda, Chromadorea, Rhabditida, Ancylostomatidae. Bases 1 to 480 code for a protein of 159 amino acids. The transcript is spliced from 3 exons.